GGUGGGAGUGGUAACUGGGGUCCUGAUCUCAUGGGUGACGUGGCCCUCACGUGAGCCGGAGCCGACGAGUGCCGCCGCCUUCUGGUCCUGGUCUUCGUUUGCUCCCGUUGCUGUCUCCCCAUCGCCUGGAGGGCGGCCGGAUUUGUGGCAAGGGGAAGGAAGAGGAGGUCGCUGCCUGGAUCCCAGCAGUCGGGGGCUGUGCCGUUCAGGGCAAAGGAAUAAUCUACUUCGAGUCUCGCAGGAAAAGCUGGUACCGGGAUUCUCCGAAGGGCUGUUCGGUCCAGCUGAACCGCUCGUCGCCGCGGCGUCCCCUGUGUCCGCAUUCUUGCGCCUGAAGGCCAAAGCAACCCCCGGAGACGGAAGGAGACCAACGUUGUGCAGAACCAAUCCUCUUGUUUGUAGGUCUGCUGGACAACCGUGCACUUGGAGACACCAAAGAGAAGAAAGAAACCGCUUGGACCUUUGCUAGUGCAUAUGAGGGUAUCACUGCCCCCAGGACAUCUGGAAGACCUGCAGUGGUCCUGCUGUAUCGCAGCUGCAGCAGAGCCCGACAGCGGUAGCUGAGGACUCUGCCCCGCGCCCCACCCACCCCGUCCCCCAACGUGAGCUCAUUCUUCUGGGCCAGAGCAAACGUGCUCUGUGCCAGCGUUAAGAGACUCACCCCAGCUCUACCAUGGGCCGCACUCGGGAAGCUGGCUGCGUGGCCGCGGGUGUGGUCAUCGGGGCUGGUGCCUGCUACUGUGUAUACAAACUGACCUGGGGAAAAGAUGAAUAUGAGAAAGCCUGGGAUGACGAUGAGGAGUGUAGUGACACGUCAGAGACUGGGGUUGAGCCUGAGAUAGUAGCCAGCGAUGCCGUUGGGGAGGAGCCUGUAGCCAAACUUCAGGGUGAGUCAAAGGCUGAGGCCGAGGUGAGCCUUGAACUCGAGAGUGGCCCAGCUGUAAAGAAGGAGGCACAGUUGGGAUCCCAGAGCGGAGGUGGCCUAGAAGCCAAGGCCAAGGCUCUUUUCAACACCCUAAAGGAACAGGCAAGUGCAAAGCUGGGCAAAGGGGCCCGGGUGGGUAGCAUCUCUGGGAAUAGGACCCUUGCACCGAGUUUGCCCUGUCCAGGUGGCAGGGGUGGAGGCUGCCACCCUCCCAAGAGUGGAGGUAGAUCUGGGAGCAGAGCAAGUGGAAAAUCCAAAGGAAAGACCCGAAGUAAGAGCACCAAGGCUCCAGCUACAACUUGGCCUGUCCGUAGAGGCAAGUUCAACUUUCCCUAUAAAAUCGAUGAUAUUCUGAGUACUCCUGACCUUCAAAAGGUCCUCAACAUCCUGGAGAGAACAAAUGAUCCUUUUAUUCAAGAAGUCGCCUUGGUCACUCUGGGUAACAAUGCAGCAUAUUCAUUUAACCAAAAUGCAAUCCGCGAAUUGGGUGGUGUCCCAAUUAUUGCAAAACUGAUAAAAACGAAAGACCCCAUCAUUAGGGAAAAGACUUACAAUGCCCUUAAUAACCUGAGUGUGAAUGCCGAAAAUCAGGGCAAGAUUAAGACGUAUAUCAGUCAAGUGUGCGAUGACACCAUGGUCUGUCGCUUGGACUCAGCUGUGCAGAUGGCUGGAUUAAGACUACUAACCAAUAUGACUGUGACCAAUCAUUACCAACAUUUACUUUCCUAUUCCUUUCCCGACUUUUUUGCUUUGUUAUUCCUGGGAAAUCACUUCACCAAGAUACAGAUAAUGAAACUAAUUAUAAACUUUACUGAAAAUCCAGCCAUGACAAGAGAGCUGGUCAGUUGUAAAGUUCCAUCAGAACUGAUUUCCCUCUUUAAUAAGGAGUGGGAUCGAGAGAUUCUUCUUAAUAUCCUUACUCUUUUCGAGAAUAUAAAUGACAAUAUAAAAAGUGAAGGGCUUGCAUCAUCCAGGAAAGAAUUCAGCAGAAAUUCACUUUUCUUCUUAUUCAAAGAGUCUGGAGUGUGUGUGAAGAAAAUCAGAGCCUUAGCAAAUCACAGUGAUCUUGUGGUGAAAGUCAAAGUCCUGAAAGUGUUAACCAAACUGUAAUUUUGGAUGCAUCCCAGGCAGUGCUAGGGUAAUUUCUUAGUUUGCACUUGGGAUCCAUAUAUUUUGUACAUGCUUUGUUUUUCACUGUGCUGAUAUGGCGAAGAGAUGCUUUGAACUGCUAUUUUGGAAUAAUGAAUAUCACACAUCAUCAACAGUGAUUGAUGCUGCUUCUGAUGGUGGAGAGUUAGGCUGGACCCAUUUUGAGGAUGCUAAAAGAAUAUUAUGGCUUGUAGAAAUAAAUCAUUUAAUGAUGUUGAUCUUGCUACCUAGAUUGAGAUAUUUUUACUCUCUCCUGUACUUAAAGUUUAACAGUGAACCAAUUAUACCUCUUGAAAAAGCUACAUUUUGUAUUGGUUUAAGUUUCUUAAUAUAAGGCUUGUGUGUCAUCAAUAAAGUUGUGUGUUUUAAGCAGCAGAAAAACA
Oryctolagus cuniculus (rabbit) is the source of this 2457-nucleotide messenger RNA. It is a transcript of the gene ARMCX1, whose product is annotated as armadillo repeat containing X-linked 1. Gene Ontology annotation, cellular component: mitochondrion. Gene Ontology annotation, molecular function: protein binding. The record is from RefSeq and is a predicted model, not a curated record. NCBI's taxonomy places the organism in Eukaryota, Metazoa, Chordata, Mammalia, Lagomorpha, Leporidae.